UUUAAAUAGCAGGUAAGAGAAACUGUGUCAGUGCAUGCACCCCUCAGACACCACCAUCAUCAUCAUCAUCGCCAUCACCGCCGCAAUGUCCACCGCCAGCGCCGAGACGACCGCACAGCUACCCCCGGCCGCGGGCAGAGUGUUCUUUCAGCCCGGCGUCGGAUGCGCCGGUUCCGGACCGAUGCAGCGGGAUGACCCGGUGCAGAAAAAACAGGGAAAAGUGACGGUGAAGUACGACAGAAAAGAGCUGCGGAAGAGACUCAUACUGGAGGAAUGGAUCAUUGAACAGCUGAGCGAACUUUACGACUGCGAGGAAGAGGAAAUGCCGGAGGUGGAGAUAGACAUUGAUGAUCUCCUGGAGGUGAACAGUGAAGAUGAAAGAGCUGUAAAACUGCAGGAAUCACUGUCAGACUGCUACAAGCCUACUGACGACUUCGUACGCGAGCUCCUCGGCAGGAUAAGAGGAAUGCGAAAACUCAGCGCUCCGCAGAAGAAAAGCUUUUAAGUGCUCAAAGAUGCCAACGACAAUCCAGCUACCUGGACUACAGGUCCCACAAUCCAUCACUCAGCCUGAAGUCGACCUCAUACAGCCCUCAAGGACUUCAUAUCCCAGGAUUCAUUUCUGGCCCAGAAUCAAUAUAGCAGAGUUCAUUUUCAAAUGACCCGGACUUUUAGUAUACCUAAACUCAGUCAUCCAUUUCCCAUAGAUCACACAAUAAAUCCAAGAGUGUGAAGUUCAUCCGGGACAUAAUCAAACAAUUUCAGCAGCUGCUCGGGAUGGUCUGAUGUUCCUGUCCUCAACCUAAGGGUCUUAGACGACCAACACAUUAUUACACUGUUUGGUGCAGUAUUACAGCUAUUUUUUAUAGCCUUUUUUUUUUUUUUGAUUAAGUCACAUCCAGUUUUGUUUUUUGUUUUUUUUUAAGUAACAGACCAUUCUUAAUAGCUGUUUGCUUUUUCUGCUGAUCUCAGAACAGUUCCCCUCCCUCCCCCUUCAGUUACUGUCCUUUAGUAUUUUUCCAAUCAUCUGAUCCUGGAUCAGCAGUCAUGUUUGCCAAUAUCUGCCCAGUUAAAUUUCAUAAUUUUGCACGAGAGUUAUUCUUUCCUAGAAUCUACACUUAAGAAAAGCAUAUUUAGGGUCAUAAACUGUGGGUAAUGUUCAGUUUCAACUCAUAUAAUUGGCCAGAAUACAUAUCAGUCUGUCAUAUAACCAUCAUAAUUCAGUUUUUUUUAUAACUAUGAUAAUCUUUCAAGAAAGUUGAACUGUUCUUGAAAGGUCUGUGGCUAAAAUAACUACUUUCAUAAAGUGAAUAUGAUUGUGGGAUGUUAAAAGUUCAAAGAUUUUGGGUGGGCUAUGAUGACAGAAAGUUAAGAAAUAAGGCUAUGUUUGGAAUUAAAGAAAUAGUUCACCCAAAAAGAGAAAUUUUUCUGAAAAUGUACUCACCCCCAGGCCAUCCAAGAUGUAGAUGGGUUUGUUUUUUCAUCAGGUUUAGAGAAAUUUAGCAUUGCAUCACUUGCUCACCAAUGGAUCGUCUGCAGUGAAUGGGUGCCAUCAGAAUGAGAGUCCAAACAGCUGAUAAAAACAUCACAAUAGUAAUCCACACCACUGUAGUCCAUCAGUUAACGUCUUGUGAAGUCUGUUUUUCGCUUACUUGUCCCUAAUCCAUAAUAACACUUUGUGCCAGCUGUUUGGACACCCAAGACUAAAUUUCUCCAAAUCUGUUCUGAUGAGGAAAAAGCUCAUCUAUAUCUUAGAUGUCCUAAAUAUAAGCUGAUCAUGUUUUGGUGAACUGUUCCUUUAAAUACUAGAAUACUCAGUGCAUUGCAUUGUGGAAUAUAGUAUUCUAUACACUGCAUAUGCAAAUGCAUUCAUGUAAUGUAGCAUACUGCUGAAUUAGUAGCUGAGCGUAGUAUACUAGUAUGCUAUUGCGAACAUAACCUGAGAUUUGAAUACUUCUGCAAGUGAACAAGGGCUGCAUGAGAGUAGAUCUUAUUAACAGACAAACUGUGAUGAUGGUAAGUGUUCGUCUAACGACCGAGGUGUCUAGUUUGACUCAAGCCAUUAUUGAAAGCACGUAAAUCAUUAAAAUCUAGGCUUUUUUCUCUUUACACGGAGGCUGCCAAAGAAUAUAAACCGGCUGAAUAUUAGCAUAUUAUAAAGUGCUAUUGGUGUAAAUUGGUACAUGUAUAUUACGUUUCGCUGUAACAUUUAAUCUUCGUGUCAUUCGGUGUCAUACUCAUGGGUCAGAUUUGUGAUGGUGUAAAUUGUAUAACAAGGAAUCCAGGGGAAAAACUAUGGUGCUGUUUAAACGUUUAACCCUCUACAGCGAAUGGACGAUGUGUUUUGCAGGCCGAGAGAAAAGGGGCAAAAAUCGCUAUCCUGAACAUUUCUAUCGGCCUAAAUAUUGUAGAUUUUAAGGAGUUUGCGUGUUUUCAAGUACGUUUUGAACUUUCUCUCGGAGAAGAACAUUCAGGGUUUAGGCUGAUCUUGAUCUCUUUUUUUAAAUUUAUUUGCUUUGUUUUGUUUCUAAAAUGUUAGAGAUGUAUUUGAGUGUACGAAAGCUUUAUUUAUGCAUGUUUUACUGGCAUGAUAGGAACAUUUGGAUCGCUUACUUAAGCGAUGAUUUGUCUUUUUAUACAUUAUUACAAGUAUUACUCUUAUAAAUAUUAAAUUCACAACUUUUUAUUCAUUUUUAUUGACUGUAUAUCUGCGUUUUAGGUGUUUGUUUUUUUGUUUUGUUUUUUAGAUAUAUGUAAAGUGUGGUCUUUUGUGCUGUUCUACUUAAAAUAAAGGCAAAGUGUCUGAACUGUUAUAAUA
Molecule: messenger RNA, 2818 nt
Organism: Labeo rohita (rohu)
Lineage: Eukaryota; Metazoa; Chordata; Actinopteri; Cypriniformes; Cyprinidae
Gene: ppp1r14c
Product: protein phosphatase 1, regulatory (inhibitor) subunit 14C
Exons: 4
Coding region: 35-505 (156 amino acids)
Biological process (GO): regulation of phosphorylation
Cellular component (GO): cytoplasm
Molecular function (GO): protein serine/threonine phosphatase inhibitor activity
Source: RefSeq, a predicted model, not a curated record